CGGGGCUCAUUGGUUCCUCCACCGUCAGUCACACGGCCCGCGGGCUCAGGAGGCGGGCUCAGCAGGCUCCUGGACAUGGCGGAAGGCGGAGGCUGGCAGCCACCACGCCCGUGUGAGGCCUACCGAGCGGAGUGGGAGCUGUGCCGCAGCGCCGGGCACUUCCUGCACCAUUACUACGUCCACGGGGAGAGGCCGGCCUGCGGGCAGUGGGGACGCGACCUGGCCAGCUGCCGCGAGUGGGAGGAGCGCCGCAGCGCCGAGGCCCAGCGGUCCCUCUGUGAAAGUGAGCGGGCGAGAGUCCGGGCUGCGCAAAAGCACCCCGUAGUGUGGACCCCCAGGCGGAGUCCCCCCACAGACUGGCACCUCCCUCUGCCUCAGGACAAGGAUGGGUGACACCCUCACAACUUUCUCCGCGGGACCGGCCUCAGCAGUCUGGUGGGUCCCUCCAGACACCAGAGCCCUGUCUCUAGCCUCACCCAUCCUCAUUUGUGUUCAGGGGGCCCGGCUUCUGCCCCCAGGAAGACAAGCACCACCACAUCUCCCUUUGGGCAAUGUGGCCAAGCCUGGGAACAGCAGCACAGGUGGUGGUUCUCCUGAGGUCUGGACUUCUCAGGCUGCUGGCCUGACCAUGGUUUGGUAAUGGCCACUCCCUCAGCUCCUUUGCAGUUGCGGGUAGGCUGGUAUUGCCUCCUCAGAUGAUGAAUAGGCCCCUUGGCCAUGGACUUUGCUCCAGAACACACAGUCUUGUGUUAAAAGGAUUCAUGGACUCUUGGCUUAAGACACCCAAGCCCAAAACACAUGGAAUUUUAGUCUCCUUCCUUCUGAAUUCCCCUGGUCAUUUUUAGAGUAUGGAAUAUAUCAAAAGACAUUUCACACGUGAUUCCCAAUAGCUGAAAAUUAAUCCACAGUUAAAUUGUUGAAAUGGUUAGAUUUGGUACCUGACACUGUUGUGCUCUGGCAGUAUUAGAUUUUUGUAUGCUUAGAUGUUUUUUGUUGUUGUUGUUGUUGUCUUUUUGCCAUUUCUUGGGCCGCUCCCACAGCAUAUGGAGGUUCCUAGGCUAGGGGUCUAAUCGGAGCUGUAGCUGCCAGCCUCCGUCAGAGCCAGAGCAACGCGGGAUCCGAGCCGCAUCUGCGACCUACACCACAGCUCAUGGCAACGCCGGAUCGUUAACCCACUGAGCAAGGGCAGGGAUCGAACCCACAACCUCAUGGUUCCUAGUUGGAUUCUUUAACCACUGCGCCAUGACAGGAACUCCCUGCUUAGAUGUUUUUAAAUAUGUAUGUAUUUGAACCAACAAGAGCUCUAGGGAUUUUUUUGUUUUGUUUUCCUUUUAUGGCCGCACAUGAGGCAUAUGGAAGUUCCCAGGCUUUGGGUCGAAUUGGAGCCACAGCUGCAGGCCUACACCACAGCCACACCUAUACCACAGCCUUCAGCAAAGCUGAAUCCUUAAACCAGUGAGUGAGACCAGGGAUCGAACCCAUAUCCUCAGAGAGGCAGUGUCGACUUCUUAACUCACUGAGCCACAAAGGAAUUCUGAGAGUUCUAGUUCCUCAGAUGGUCUCUUCAUUACUAAUAAAAUGAUUUUCCUCUCUGGCUCCUUAGCAGGCCCCACUGUGUGCUGCUGCGGGCCAGGCCUGCUGCAUCUUGGUGCCUCCCUCAGGACUGGACCAUGGGGGUAGGUCAGACAUGAUGUAACUCGUUCCAUGGGGCAAAAUAAUCCAUCACUUCAGAAGGCCGUACAUUAAAGAAUAAAAUUUCCCAUUGUGUGUUUUCUCCUAUGCACCCUGAGAAUCCUCUGUGACUUGUGUGUGUACCUGUGAGUGGUGGGGUGUGGUGCACAGAGGACUCUGGAGCAGAGUUGAGUAUAAAGACCAGGAUCCCCCCAUCCCAGGGGAGGUCCCCGAUGUGUCUGAGGCAAAUGUGUCUGAAGUUCAUCCAUGGUGGCUGUGGCUGCCUUUCUGGGCGAGAAGGAAGAGGGCAGGUUGCCAGAGCUCUGAGUCCUCUGAAACAGGCUGCAGAGCUCUUCUUGCAGUUGGCACCUUGCCUGGAACUGCAGCAGUUGGUUUCCUGGGGUGGUAGCCAGGGCAGUGGUCCUAAGGGCUGUUUGUGCUCCCACCACUGCUUAUUUGGGGCCAUGGUGCCUGCCGUGAGGGCUCUCCCUCUUCCAAGACUCAGUGAGGUCCACCCCUCACAUCUGCACACUCGCUGGGCACGACUGGAGGCUCUGUACCACAGGCUUGAAACAGACAAGUGGCCUCUGAGUCCAGUUGAGUUCUGGGGGCAGAUGUGAAAAUUCACAUGUCAGCUGUGAAGAAAACGGACAAAAUGACAAGGAAGAGAGGCAUCUUGCAAAACCUGGGACAAUGCCCACAGUAAUAAGUGUUUACGUUGUGACCAUAUUCGUCCUGUUGCUUAUAGUUCAUGUCACUGAGACAGGCUUCAGGAAACAGCACUCACCUGCUGCGGCGGCUCAGACUCCAAGAAUCUCACAGGACACAUGCUGCAUCAGUGGGGAUGGUUGUGAGGCCAGGGGUGGGGCGUGGGAGGAAGCGUCCUGUGGUGCCUGGACCUUGGGGGCGGGUUCCAUGUGGCUGCACUGUGAUGCAGCACACAUGAUUAUACACAAUGUCGGAGUCUGGACAUGCUCUGGCUGCAGGGCCUGCCUGGGUGCUGACACCACAGGCUGUGUAAGAUGUGAUGCUGGGGAGGCAGGGAACCACAUGGCACCUCCCUUCAUGUUGAUUUCCAACCUCCUGUCAAUCCACGAUUACUUCUAAAUAAAAGGUUAAAAUAA
Sus scrofa (pig) is the source of this 2795-nucleotide messenger RNA. RefSeq names its product chromosome 14 C22orf39 homolog (gene C14H22orf39). Lineage: Eukaryota; Metazoa; Chordata; Mammalia; Artiodactyla; Suidae. The record is from RefSeq and is a predicted model, not a curated record.